This is a messenger RNA of Opisthorchis viverrini, 351 nucleotides long. RefSeq lists its product as hypothetical. Lineage: Eukaryota; Metazoa; Platyhelminthes; Trematoda; Opisthorchiida; Opisthorchiidae. The record is from RefSeq and is a predicted model, not a curated record. The coding region runs from base 1 to 351 and encodes 116 amino acids. The transcript is spliced from 2 exons.
AUGCUACCGCUGAAAUUGAAGGCCAUCCUGUUUGUCACAGCGAUCUCCACAUCGUUUCAAUUUGGCUUUCACACAGGAGUAAUAAAUGCUCCAUAUCAAGUAGUUGACUUUGUAUCCCUUCCAUCGGUGCAGCUGAUUUCAGAUUUCAUUGGCAACGUCACUGCUGACCGCCAUGGUUCAGCAGAUGAAGCAUAUGAAAAGGGCGAUUCUAGUCCUAUCAGUCCCUUGUGUCCUCGGCUGUAUUUUCAUCAUGGUUUGCCAAGCAGUCAGAUCCUUCGAAAUCAUCAUUGUUGGCAGACUUCUUGUGGGUGUUGCUUGUGGUAUGUGUUGCAUUGCCAGUAUCUAUACUGA